AUGGCGACAGCAGCAACGGCGACAUCAGACGAGCAGGCCGCGCCAGCUGCGCAGCUCAAUCCAAGCCAGAAGUUCUUCCGUUAUUUCCAGCAUGAAGUCACAGACCUACAAGAGCAGAUGGCCCGCAUCGGUCAACACAGCAUCACCGGAGGCGAAAGAGCGGACGCAAUUGAGCAUUGCCUUUCCGGCAUCGCGAGAUUGUCAAGCGAAGUCCAGGACGCGUCCUCAUACAUCCCAGCUUACGAUCAGCGUACCUAUGGAGAAGCCAUCAAAGCCCUGAAUAGCAAAUUGCAAGAGGUGAGAGCGUCAUAUGCUCCGAAACCAAAAUUCUCAUUCAAGUCGAAGUCUGGGCCUUUGUUCUCUGCAGGCAAGAACGAAUCUGCCAUCAGCCUGAGCGAUGCUGCAGAGUUGGCAGAUCAGAAGCGACGACAGAUAACAGGAUAUGUUUCAGAUGUCUCGAACGCGUCCAGCCUGCCGACCACCCCGGCCGAAUUCGCGGCUCCGGCAGAUGAGCAGGCUGGAAGCUUGACGGAGGCAAAUCGCUCGAAGAGCGUCAAUCUUCCCGUUGAUACUACCAGGUUUCGCCAACCUUCCUUCUCCGACAGCAAUGCUGUCUCCAUUAACAACCACGAGAAUGUUCACAUAGUUCUCCCAACUUCGGCAAGUCACGCCACCAGUUCCGGUACUGUCUCAGAUCUGGAGCGAUGCGUCGUCGACCUAUCCCAACCUGCGGCGGACAAGCCCUUCGCCCAGCUUAUACUCAAAAACAUCACCUCUUCCCUCAUCAUUGGUGGGCACGUAAGUGGAGCAGCACAUAUCACGAAUGUCAAGGAUUCUGUCAUUCUUGUUACUAGCCGACAGUUCCGCAUGCAUGACUCUUCGAAUUGCGACGUCUAUCUCCUGACCUCAUCUCGACCUAUUAUCGAGAAUUGCUCGAGCAUCCGCUUCACUCCUCUUCCUAAGGCGUACAUGCUCGAGAGCGACAAGGAUAUCGACAAUCAAUGGCACAAGGUAGAUGACUUCAACUGGCUUCGGACCGAGCAGAGCCCUAAUUGGAGCACACUUGAGCCGGGGAAGAUGGUUGAUGAGAAAAUCUGGCGUGACAUUGUCCCUGGUGGUCCUUCGACCAGUGUGGAUGAUAUAUUGAAAGCUGUCAAUGUAACCUUGACGUAG
Molecule: messenger RNA, 1173 nt
Organism: Pseudocercospora fijiensis CIRAD86
Lineage: Eukaryota; Fungi; Ascomycota; Dothideomycetes; Mycosphaerellales; Mycosphaerellaceae
Exons: 2
Coding region: 1-1173 (390 amino acids)
Biological process (GO): post-chaperonin tubulin folding pathway; tubulin complex assembly
Cellular component (GO): cytoplasm
Molecular function (GO): tubulin binding
Source: RefSeq, a predicted model, not a curated record